AUGCGGAGACUCCGGAGAAAAGGAGGGAACAAUGAGAAAGUGUUUGGCUGUGACCUGUUGGACCACCUGGCUACAAAUUGUCAGGAGAGUAAGUCCCAAGUUCCCUCAGUCUGUUAGAAUAUGUUAUAUCUGAAUAUGUUAAAUAUUAGCAUCCUGUUGUUUAUCCCUGUCAGUUCUGUAGUAUUAUCAUCUUGUCAACCUCUCAGUUCCCCAGGUGCUGCGAAGCUGCAGUGAAUUCAUUGAGGAGCAUGGGGUUGUAGAUGGGAUCUACAGGCUAUCUGGGGUGUCAUCCAACGCACAGAAACUAAGGUAAGUGUGUGUGUGUUUGUGUCUCGUGUGUAUGGACGCUCCCACGCGCUUGCAUGAGUCUGUGCGUUUGUGUGUGGUCAAGUACAGCAGUGAAAUGUAAUGUGUUUGUCUCCAAACAGGGGUGAGUUUGACAGUGAGGGGACCCCAGAUCUCAAUAAGGAUGUGUACCUGCAGGACAUUCACUGUGUCAGCUCUCUCUGCAAGGCCUACUUCAGAGAGUUGCCUAAUCCGCUCCUCACAUACCAGCUCUAUGACAAAUAUGCUGUGAGUACCUGUCUUAGUACAUUACUUGAUCGUAAUUCAGAUACAUGGACACCAGGGUUGCAUUCAGUAGGAGCGAAAAAGAGAGCAUUUCUGACACAGAAAACAAGGAGUUUUUCUAUUGGACAUGUUCAGGUAUGUUCAAAAUGUCAAAAUGUUUUCUCCUAUUUCAUACCCACUGAACAGGACCCAGCGUUAAAGAGAUUGAACGGGAUCUUAAGCGCUUACAAAUUCGUACAAUAUGAAUUGGAAUUUGUAUAAUUCGAAUUGCAGGAGGGGAAAAAGUUCUUAUUUUUAUUAAACAUUUUUGCAGGAUGUAACAUAUCAUACGAAAUGGAUGACGUUGUACACAAUUGUAAAACAAAAUUGGGGACCCGUGUUUGGCUUCUGAGCGCUACUUUCAAAAACUACUGGCUGACAUUAUACAAAACCUUUUAGAACACAUCUUUAAGAUGGCAUAUGGCUUUAUGUAUCAACCUCACACACCACUUUCCCCCUAGGAAGCUGUGGCAAUUCAGCUGGAGGAGGAGAGGCUAGUGAAGAUCAAGGAUGUGCUGAAGGAGUUACCUGCUCCCCAUUACAGGUAAACCUCCACCUAUUCAGCUUAUAUAGAGAAAGAGUAAAUGUUUGAAAUGUGUAACCAGUGUGAAAUGGCUAGUUAGCGGUGCACGCUAGUAGCAUUUCAAUCAGUGACGUCACUUGCUCUGAGACCUUGAUGUACUUGUUUCCCUUGCUCUGCAAGAGCCACGGUUUUUGUGGAUGAGGCUUCGUUGGAGGCAUUUGUUAAUGUGUUCAGAGGGUCCCUGGUUUGAGCCCAAGUUGGGGCAAGGAGAGGGAUGGAAGCAAAACUAUUACAUACAUACAAGUUUUGGACACAGCUACUCAUUCAAGGGUUUUUCUUUAUUUUUUACUAUUUUCUACAUUGUAGAAUAAUAGUGAAGACAUCAAAACUAUGAAAUAACACAUAUGGAAUCAUGUAGUAACCAAAAAGUGUUCAAAUCUAAAUAUAUUUUAGAUGCUUCAAAGUAGCCACCCUUUGCCUUGAUGACAGCUUUGCACACUCUUGGCAUUCUCUCAACCAGCUUCACCUGGAAUGCUUUUCCAACAGUCUUGAAGGAGUUCCCACAUAUGCUCAGCACUUGUUGGCUGCUUUUCCUUCACUCUGCGGUCCAACUCAUCCCAAACCAUCUCAAUUGGGUUGAGGUCGGGUGAUUGUGGAGGCCAGGUCAUCUGAUACAGCACUCCAUUACUCUCCUUCGUCAAAUAGCCCUUACACAGCCUGGAGGUGUGUUGGGUCAUUGUCCUGUUGAAAAACAAAUGAUAGUCCCACUAAGCGCAAACCAGAUGGGAUGGCGUAUCGCUGCAGAAUGCUGUGGUAGCCAUGCUGGUUAAGUGUGCCUUGAAUUCUAAAUAAAUCACAGACAGUGUCACCAGCAAAGCACCAUCACACCUCCUCCUCCAUGCUUCACGGGGGAACAACACAUGUGGAGGUCAUCCGUUGACCUACUCUACAUCUCACAAAGACACGGCGGUUGGAACCAAAAAUCUCAUAUUUUGUGGUUUCUUUGCAGCAAUUCGACCAUGAAGGCCUGAUUCACACAGUCCCCUCUGAACAGUUGAUGUUGAGAUGUGUCUGUUACUUCAUUCAUUUGGGCUGCAAUUUGUGAGGCUGGUAACUCCAAUAAACUUAUCCUCUGCAGCAGAGGUAACUCUGGGUCUUCCUUUCCUGUGGCGGUCCUCAUGAGAGCCAGUUUCAUCAUAGCGCUUGAUGGUCUUUGCGACUGCACUAGAAGAAACUUUCAAAUGUUCCGUAUUGACUGACCUUAAUGUCUUAAAGUAAUGAUGGACUGUUGUUUCUCUUUGUUUAUUUGAGCUGUUCUUGCCAUAAUAUGGACUUUUACCAAAUAGUGCUAUCUUCUGUAUACCAACCCUACCCUGUCACAACACAACUGAUUGGCUCAAAUGCAUUAAGAAGGAAAGAAAUUCCACAAAUUAACUUUUAUCAAGGCACACCUGUUAAUUAAAAUAUAUUCCAAGUGACUACCUCAUGAAGCUGGUUGAGAGAAUGCCAAGAGUGUGCAAAAUUGUCAUCAAGGCAAUCAAGGUGGCUGCUUUGAAGAAUCUCAAAUAGAAAAUAUAUUUUGAUUUGUUUAACACUUUUCUGGUUACUACAUGAUUCCAUAUGUGUUAUUUCAUAGUUUUGAUGUCUUCAUUAUUCUUCUACAAUGUAGAAAAUAGUAAAAAAUAAAGAAAAACCCUGGAAUGAGUAGAUGUGUCCAAACUUUUGACAUAUAUUACAUGGCUGGAACCAUCUGUUUGUAACUAGAGGGACUGUACAUUUUGCCAUGUGUAGUUUUUCUUCAAUAGUUUCAACUGUUUUCAAACUAACUAUAGAAUUAAACCACCUCCCUGUCUUUCUGCCCCUUCUCCUUCUCCCUGGUUUCUCAGAACUCUAGAGUUCCUGAUGCGUCACCUUGUCAAAAUGGCUUCUUAUUCCUCACACACCAACAUGCAUGCCCGGAACCUCGCCAUUGUUUGGGCUCCAAACCUUCUCAGGUGUGUGUGUAUCUACAUGAGAGAGAAAUACAUGAACUAGAUAGAGAUAGUUUAAACAGUGUGUUUGCAUUGCUCAAUGUUGUUUAAUCCUCUGAGGUUGUUUGCAGGUCAAAAGACAUUGAGGCGUCAGGGUUUAACGGUACUGCAGCCUUCAUGGAGGUGAGGGUCCAGUCCAUCGUAGUGGAAUUCAUCCUCACCCACGUGCCCCAGCUGUUUCCUGAUUCAGGUAUCUCUCUCUCUCUCUCUCUCUCUCUCUCUCUCUCUCUCUCUCUCUCUCUCUCUCUCUCUCUCUCUCUCCUCUCUCUCCUCUCUCUCCUCUCUCCUCUCUCUCCUCUCUCUCGACACAUUUGGCAGGAGGUUUGGAAGUUUCCACCUCAUUUUGUGGGCAGUGUGCACAUAGCCUGUCUUCUCUUGAGAGCCAGGUCUGCCUACGGUGGCCUUUCUCAAUAGCAAGGCUAUGCUCACUGAGUCUGUACAUAGUAAAUGCUUUCGUUAAGUUUGGGACAGUCACAGUGGUCAGGUAUUCUGCCACUGUGUACUCUCUGUUUAGGGACAAAUAGCAUUCUAGUUUGCUCUGUUUUUUUGUUAAUUAUUUCCAAUGUGUCAAGUAAUUCUCUUUUUGUUUUCUCAUGAUUUGGUUGGGUCUAAUUGUGUUGUUGUUGUUGUCCUGGGGCUCUGUGGGGUCUGUUUGUGUUUGUGAACAGAGCCCCAGGACCAGCUUACUUAGGGGACUCUUCUCCAAGUUGAUCUCUCUGUAGGUGAUGGCUUUGUUAUGGAAGGUUUGGGAAUCGCUUCCUUUUAAGUGGUUAUAGAAUUUAACGGCUCUUUUCUGGAUUUUGAUAAUUUGCGGGUAUAGGCCUAAUUCUGCCCUGCAUGUAUUAUUUGGUGUUUUUCAUUGUACACUGAGGAUAUUUUUGCAGAAUUCUGCAUGCAGUGUCUCAAUUUGUUGUUUGUCCCAUUUUGGGAAUUCUUGGUUGGUGAGCGGACCCAGACCUCACAACCAUAAAAGGGCAAUGGGUUCAAUAACUGAUUAAAGUAUUUUUAACCAGAUCCUAAUUGGUAUGUCAAAUUUUAUGUUCCUUUUGAUGGCAUAGAAGGCCCUUCUUGCCUGGUGGAAGUUACCUGUGGCGCUGAUGUUUAGGCCAAUGUAUGUAUCGUUUUUUGUGUGCUCUAGGGCAACGGUGUCUAGAUGGAAUUUGUAUUUGUGGUCCUGGCAACUGGACCUUUUUUGGAACACCAUUAUUUUUGUCUUACUGAGAUUUACUGUCAGGGCCCAGGUCUGACAGAAUCUGUGCAGAAUAUAUAGGUGUUGCUGUAGGCCCUCUUUGGUUGGUGACAGAAGCACCAGAUCAUCAGCAAACAGUAGACAUUUGACUUCAGAUUCUAGUAGGGUGAGGCCGGAUGCUGCAGACUUGCCAAUAUUAACCGCACACUUGUUGUUUGUGUACAUGGAUUUUAUAAUGUUGUGUUUUUCCCCCAACCCCACUUUCCAUCAAUUUGUAUAGCAGACCCUCAUGCCAAAUUGAGUCAAAAGCGUUUUUGAAAUCAACAAAGCAUGAGAAGACUUUGCCUUUGUUUUGGUUUGUUUGUUUGUCAAUUAGGGUGUGCAGGGGAAUACGUGGUCUGUCGUACGGUAAUUUGGUAAAAAGCCAAUUUGACAUUUGCUCAGUACAUUGUUUUCACUGAGGAAAUGAAGUAGUCUGCUGUUAAUGAUAAUACAGAGGAUUUUCCCAAGGUUGCUGUUGACGCAUAUCCCACGGUAGUUAUUGGGGUCAAAUUUGUCUCCACUUUUGUGGAUUGGGGUGAUCAGUCCUUGGUUCCAAAUAUUGGGGAAGAUGCCAGAGCUAAGGAUGAUGUUAAAGAGUUUAACUAUAGCCAAUUGGAAUUUGUGGUCUGUAUAUUUUAUCAUUUCAUUGAGGAUACCAUCAACACCACAGGCCUUUUUGGGUUGGAGGGUUUGUAUUUUGUCCUGUAGUUCAUUCAAUGUAAUUGGAGAAUCCAGUGGGUUCUGGUAGUCGUUAAUAGUUGAUUCUAAGAUUUGCAUUUGAUCAUGUAUAUUUUUUUGAUGUUUGUUCUUUGUUAUAGGGCCAAAAAGAUUGGAGAAGUGGUUUACCCACACAUCUCCGUUUUGGAUAGAUAGUUCUUCGUGUUGUUGUUUGUUUAGUAUUUUCCAAUUUUCCCAGAAGUGGUUAGAGUCUAUGGAUUCUUCAAUUACAUUAAGCUGAUUUCUGACAUGCUGUUCCUUCUUUUUCCGUAGUGUAUUUCUGUAUUGUUUUAGUGAUUCACCAUAGUGAAGGCGUAGGCUCAGGUUUUCUGGGUCUCUAUGUUUUUGGUUGGAUAGGUUUCUCAAUUUCUUUCUUAGGUUUUUGCAUUCUUCAUCAAACCAUUUGUCACUGUUGUUACUUUUCUUAGGUUUUCUGUUAGAGAUUUUUAGAUUUGAUAGGGAAGCUGAGAGGUCAAAUAUACUGUUUAGGUUUUCUACUGCCAAGUUUACACCUUCACUAUUACAGUGGAACGUUUUGUCCAGGAAGUUGUCUAAAAGGGAUUGAAUUUGUUGUUGCCUAAUUGUUUUUUGGUAGGUUUCGACACUACUUUCCUUCCAUCUAUAGCAUUUCUUAAUAUUAUUCACAUAUGGAAUCAUGUAGUAACCAAAAAAGUGUUAAACAAAUCAAAAUAUAUUUUAUAUUUGAGAUUCUUCAAAUAGCCCCCCUUUGCCUUGAUGACAGCUUUGCACACUCUUGGCAUUCUCUCAACCAGCUUCUUGAGGUAGUCACCUGGAAUGCAUUUCAAUUAACAUGUGUGCAUUCUUAAAAGUUAAUUUGUGGAAUUUCUUUCCUUAUUAAUGCAUUUGAGCCAAUAAAUUGUGUUGUGACAAGGUAUGGGGGGGUAUACAGAAGAUAUUCCUAUUUGGUAAAAUACCAAGUCCAUAUUAUGGCAAGAACAGCUCAAAUAAGCAAAGAGAAACGACAGUCCAUCAUUACUUUAAGACAUGAAGGUCAGUCAAUCCGGAAAAUGUCAAGAACUUUGAACGUUUUUCAAGCACAGUCGCAAAAAACCUCAAGCACUAUGAUGAAACUGGCUCUCAUGAGGACCACCACAGGAAUGGAAGACCCAGAGUUGCCUCUGCUGCAGAGGAUAAGUUUAUUGGAGUUACCAACCUCAGAAAUUGCAGCCCAAAUAAAUGCUUCACAGAGUUCAAGUAACAGACACAUCUCAACAUCAACUGUUCAGAGGAGACUGUGUGAAUCAGGCCUUCAUGGUUGAAUUGCUUCAAAGAAACCACUACUAAAGGAUACCAAUAAUAAGAAGAGACUUGCUUGGGCCAAGAAACACAAGCAAUGGACAUUAGACCAGUGGUCUGGAGUCCAAAUUGGAGAUUUUUGGUUCCAACUGCCAUGUCUUUGUGAGUGAACGGAUGAUCUCCGCAUGUGUAUUUCCAACCGUAAAGCAUGGAGGAGGAGGUGUUAUGGUGUGGGAGUGCUUUGCUGGUGACACUGUCUGUGAUUUAUUUAGAAUUCAAGACACACUUAACCAGCAUGGCUACCACAGCAUUCUGCAGAGGAAUGCCAUCCCAUCUGGUUUGGGCUUAGUGGGACUAUCAUUUGUUUUUCAACAGGACAAUGACCCAACACACCUCCAGGCUGUGUAAGGGCUAUUUUACCAAGAAGGAGAGUGAUGGGGUCCUGCGUCAGAUGACCUUGUCUCCACAAUCACCCGACCUCAACCAAAUUGAGAUGGUUUGGGAUGAGUCGGACCGAAGAGUGAAGGAAAAGCAGCCAACAAUUGCUCAGCAUAUGUGGGAACUCCUUCAAGACUGUUGGAAAAGCAUUCCAGGUGAAGCUGGUUGAGAGAAUGCCAAGAGAGUGCAAAGCUGUCAUCAAGACAAAGGGGGGCUAUUUGAAGAACCUCAAAUAUACAAUAUAUUUUUACAGUGAGGGAAAAAAUUAUUUGAUCCCCUGCUGAUUUUGUACGUUUGCCCACUGACAAAGACAUGAGCAGUCUAUAAUUUUAAUGGUAGGUUUAUUUGAACAGUGAGAGACAGAAUAACAACAAAAAAAUCCAGAAAAACGCAUGUCAAAAAUGUUAUAAAUUGAUUUGCAUUUUAAUGAGGGAAAUAAGUAUUUGACCCCUCUGCAAAACAUGACUUAGUACUCACAGAGGUCAGACGUUUCUUGUAGUUGGCCACCAGGUUUGCACACAUCUCAGGAGGGAUUUUGUUCCAGUCCUCUUUGCAGAUCUUCUCCAAUUCAUUAAGGUUUCGAGGCUGACGUUUGGCAACUCGAACCUUCAGCUCCCUCCACAGAUUUUCAAUGGGAUUAAGGUCUGGAGACUGGCUAGGCCACUCCAGGACCUUAAUGUGCUUCUUCCUUUGUUGCCUUGGCCGUGUGUUUUGGGUCAUUGUCAUGCUGGAAUACUCAUCCACGACCCAUUUUCAAUGGCCUGGCUGAGGGAAGGAGGUUCUCACCCAAGAUUUGCCGGUACAUGGCCCCGUCAAUCGUCCCUUUGAUGUGGUGAAGUUGUCCUAUCUCCUUAGCAGAAAAACACUCCCAAAGCAUAAUGUUUCCACCUCCAUGUUUGACGGUGGGGAUGGUGUUCUUGGGGUCAUAGGCAGCAUUCCUCCUCCUCCAAACACGGCGAGUUGAGUUGAUGCCAAAGAGCUCCAAUUUGGUCUCAUCUGACCACAACACUUUCACACAGUUCUCCAAUGAAUCAUUCAGAUGUUCAUUGGCAAACUUCAGACGGGAUGUAUAUGUGCUUUCUUGAGCAGGGGGACCUUGCGGGCGCUGCAGGAUUUCAGUCCUUCACGGCGUAGUGUGUUACCAAUUGUUUUCUUGGUGACUAUGGUCCCAGCUGCCUUGAAAUCAUUGACAAGAUCCUCCCGUGUAGUUCUGGGCUGAUUCCUCACCGUUCUCAUGAUCAUUGCAACUCUACGAGGUGAGAUCUUGCAUGGAGCCCCAGGUCGAGGGAGAUUGACAGUUAUUUUGUGUUUCUUCCAUUUGCGAAUAAUCACACCAACUGUUGUCACCUUCUCACCAAGCUGCUUGGCGAUGGUCUUGUAGCCCAUUCCAGCCUUGUGUAGGUCUACAAUCUUGUCCCUGACAUCCUUGGAGAGCUCUUUGGUCUUGGCCAUGGUGGAGAGUUUGGAAUCUGAUUGAUUGAUUGCUUCUGUGGACAGGUGUCCUUUAUACAGGUAACAAGAUGAGAUUAGAGCACUCCCUUUAAGAGUGUGCUCCUAGUCUCAGCUCGUUACCUGUAUAAAAGACACCUGGGAGCCAGAAAUCUUUCUGAUUGAGAGGGGGUCAAAUACUUAUUUCCCUUAUUAAAAUGCAAAUCAAUUGAUAACAUUAUUGACAUGCGUUUUUCUGGAUUUUUUUGUUGUUAUUCUGUCUCUCACUGUUCAAAUAAACCUACCAUUAAAAUUAUAGACUGAUCAUUUCUUUGUCAGUGGGCAAACGUACAAAAUCAGCAGGGGAUCAAAUACUUUUUUCCCUCACUGUAUUUGUUUAACACUUUUUUGGUUACUACAUGAUUCCAUAUGUGUUAUUUCAUAGUUUUGAUGUCUUCACUAUUAUUCUACAAUGUAAAAAUAAAGAAUAACCCUUGAAUGAGUAGGUGUUCUAAAACCUUUGACCGGUAGUGUACAUACCCAGCGUGCGACAGAGCUGCAGGAGUUGUGACCCGUUUUUGUUGGUUAUGUUGUCGUAGUUGUGCCUAGGGGGGCAUACGGGGGAGGGAAUGCUGUCACCUCCAGGUAGGUGUUUGUCCCCCUGUGUGCUGAGGGUAUCAGGUUCUUGUCCAGUUCUGGCAUUUAGGUCGCCACAGAGUAGUACAUGUUCCUGGGUCUAGAAAUGAUUGAUUUCCCCCUCCAGGAUGGAGAAGCUGUCUUCAUUAAAGUAUGGGGAUUUUAGUGGGGGGAUAUAGGUAGCACACAGGAGGACAUUUUUCUCUGUUGAGAUAAUUUCCUUUUGAAUUUCUGACCAAAUGUAAAAUGUUCCUGUUUUGAUUAAUUUAAUAGAGUGAGUUAGGUCUGCUCUAUACCAAAUUAGCAUACCCCCUGAGUCCCUUCCCUGUUUCACACCUGGUAGUUUGGUGGAUGGGACUACCAACUCUCUGUAACCUACCAGCACUCUGAUCCUCUCCUCUAGUGCUCUGUUCUUCUCCUGCUGAUGUUGUCUCACCACAGUCCAGAGUGCAGAUAUGUCUCUCUCCACCUCCAGCUCUCCAGGUCUAGUUAAGGGGGUGUUGUUGUGCUGAAAUGCUGUCUGGGUCUGUGCUGACUGGAGUGUAAUCACUUGCUGUUCCAGCUCCACCUGCCUUACCUCCAGCUGGGUGAAUUUAUCCAUCAUUUCAAUGAGGGAGUAGUACUCUGUGCUGGGAAGUUGACUUUCCACUUGGGGUUGCUCGUCUGUGGGGUUAUUUAAUGAAGAGGUCUGGUCUGACCCGCUCGGGGUGGGGGUAUCGUUCUCAAGGGAGAGCCUUUUUUUUUUUUUUUUUGUCAUUUAGCAGACGCUCUUAUCCAGAGGGACUUACAGGAGCAAUUAGGGUUAAGUGCCUUGCUCAAGGGCAUAUCGACAGAUUUUUCACCUAGUCGGCUCGGGGAUUAGAACCAGCGACCUUUCGGUUACUGGCACAACGCUCUUAACCACUAAGCUACCUGCCGCCCCGUCUGUGGGGUUAUUUAAUGAAGAGGUCUGGUCUGACCCGCUCGGGGUGGGGGUAUCGGUCUCAAGGGAGAGCUUCUCCUGCUGAGUUAUUUAUUUGAUUAGGUGAAAGUCCAGCUGGAACUGUUUGGGGUUGCCCUGUACCAAUACUGUUCCAGAUUUAUAGAGAUUUACAGUGGGGAGAACAAGUAUUUGAUACACUGUCGAUUUUGCAGGUUUUCCUACUUACAAAGCAUGUAGAGUCUGUAAUUUUUGUCAUAGGUACACUUCAACUGUGAGAGACGGAAUCUAAAACAAAAAUCCAGAAAAUCACAUUGUAUGAUUUUUAAGUAAAUAAUUUGCAUUUUAUUGCAUGACAUAAGUAUUUGAUACAUCAGAAAAGCAGAACUUAAUAUUUGGUACAGAAACCUUUGUUUGCAAUUACAGAGAUCAUACGUUUCCUGUAGGUCUUGACCAGGUUUGCACACACUGCAGCAGGGAUUUUUGCCCACUCCUCCAUACAGACCUUCUCCAGAUCCUUCAGGUUUCGGGGCUGUCGCUGGGCAAUACGGACUUUCAGCUCCCUCCAAAGAUGUUCUAUUGUGUUCAGGUCUGGAGACUGGCUAGGCCACUCCAGGACCUUGAGAUGCUUCAUACGGAGCCACUCCUUAGUUGCCCUGGCUGUGUGUUUCGGGUCGUUGUCAUGCUGGAAGACCCAGCCAUGACCCAUUUUCAAUGCUCUUACUGAGGGAAGGAGGUUGUUGGCCAAGAUCUCGCGAUACAUGGCCCCAUCCAUCCUCCCCUCAAUACGGUGCAGUCAUCCUGUCCCCUUUGUAGAAAAGCAUCCCCAAAGAAUGAUGUUUCCACCUCCAUGCUUCACGGUUGGGAUGGUGUUCUUGGGGUUGUACUCAUCCUUCUUCUUCCUCCAAACACGGCGAGUGGAGUUUAGACCAAAAAGCUCUAUUUUUGUCUCAUCAGACCACAUGACCUUCUCCCAUUCCUCCUCUGGAUCAUCCAAAUGGUCAUUGGCAAACUUCAGACGGGCCUGGACAUGCGCUGGCUUGAGCAGGGGGACCUUGCGUGCGCUGCAAGAUUUUAAUCCAUGACGGCGUAGUGUGUUACUAAUGGUUUUCUUUGAGACUGUGGUCCCAGCUCUCUUCAGGUCAUUGACCAGGUCUUGCCGUGUAGUUCUGGGCUGAUCCCUCACCUUCCUCAUGAUCAUUGAUGCCCCACGAGGUGAGAUCUUGCAUGGAGCCCCAGACCGAGGGUGAUUGACUGUCAUCUUGAACUUCUUCCAUUUUCUAAUAAUUGCGCCAACAGUUGUUGCCUUCUCACCAAGCUGCUUGCCUAUUGUCCUGUAGCCCAUCCCAGCCUUGUGCAGGUGUACAAUUUUAUCCCUGAUGUCCUUACACAGCUCUCUGGUAUUGGCCAUUGUGGAGAGGUUGGAGUCUGUUUGAUUGAGUGUGUGGACAGGUGUCUUUUAUACAGGUAACAAGUUCAAACAGGUGCAGUUAAUACAGGUAAUGAGUGGAGAACAGGAGGGCUUCUUAAAGAAAAACUAACAGGUCUGUGAGAGCCGGAAUUCUUACUGGUUGGUAGGUGAUCAAAUACUUAUGUCAUGCAAUAAAAUGCAAAAUGAAUUACUUAAAAAUCAUACAAUGUGAUUUUCUGGAUUUUUGUUUUAGAUUCCGUCUCUCACAGUUGAAGUGUACCUAUGACAAAAAUUACAGACUUCUACAUGCUUUGUAAGUAGGAAAACCUGCAAAAUCGACAGUGUAUCAAAUACUUGUUCUCCCCACUGUAUAUUAGCUGACUCAGAGUCCUCGUUGUCUAGUAUCCUGAGUUUCCACCCAUCGCUAACACCCCCCCUCUUAACAGAGGGGUAGUGUGCUAGUACAGCACUGUGCCAUGCCAGGGGAUGGUCUGUGUGGAAGAUAAGGUUGCUUAUGUUCCCAUUUUUAUAAAAGUCAACAAAAAGUGUCUCCUGAUUUCCCAUAAGGAGCUUCAUUUUGUACUCUUUUCGUGUCUUAUCAUUCUUUACAUACAGAGGGUACUGUAUUUUAAUUACCUCUGAACAGCGGGAGGGUGCGUCUAAGGCCUCUCCAUUUGGUUGGGGUAGACUGUGCGACUCUCCUGCCAUUGUUGGGCUCAAGGGCUUUGACACAUCUCACUUCACAUGUCAGUGCUAAUUGAAGUUGCAUCUCUUUGUACUAGCAAGCUUGGUAGCCUUAGCAUUCAGUCCUUAUAAAGUAAAAUAUAUCAUUGUAAUGUAUUUUUCUUUUGGUUUUUGAAAGUAAAAAAUAGCUUCAGACUAAACAUUACUCACUCAGUUCCAGGUUGGAUGGUGUUUUCAGGUUUCUGUUUGUUUGCCAGAGCAUUUGCUGUAUAGCUUGGGAAUAGUGAUCCUUGGUAGUAGAAAGCCUUCCAGGUAAUUCCAGGUAAUUCCGUCCAAAAUCAGGUUGUAGGUUUGGAGUUUUGGUUUGUAAUGAAGGUUAUGUUGUGGAGGGUAGCAUCCUGUAUAUGUCCCUGCCAAAAAAUCUAAGUUUAUCUAACUCUAAACCUCUCUCUCUUUCUCUCUCUCUCUGUCUCUCUCUCUCUCUCUCUCUCUCUCUCUCUCUCUCUCUGUGUCUGUCUGUCUGUGUCAUAGAGAAUAUACACUCACUCAUAUUCUCUCAUAUCUCCUCCCUUUCUUCUUCACCUCCUUAUAAAGGUAGUGCUCCGGAGAGUUGUAAGUCGUUCCCAACUCCCUCUAUACACAAUCCAGAGGAACCUUUCUUCCGGAGCAUUCCAUUCCAGUUAGGCAACAUCAGCCCAGGGGACGGCCCCCCGGCCAUGCGCUCCUAUCACGCCAUCAUAGACGGCACAGACAAGUAAGCAAAUUAACCAAAUAAUCAAAACAUGGCCAAUUUAUGACAAUUUAGUAGCAGUGAGUAGCAGUACAAUGGUUGAGAUAGGUAGAGGUUUAAUGGUCGCAAUGGUAAUAGGUAAGCUAGUACUAGGGGGUAUAGUUCUUCUUCCAUGGACGGGUCACGUGGUGAAGAAAAAGUCCUGGCCCGAGUAACCGAGUAACUGUAAUAUUCUCUACAGGAGGAAGGGAUCUCUCAAGGGCAGGAAGUGGAAGUCCAUCUUCAAUUUAGGAGGCAGACUCCAUGACCCGAGACGAAGGAACAAGAACUCAACCAAAGGUAUGCACCCUCUCCAUUAAGAAUCAGUGCCACACUGAUGUUAUUAUCUUUCAAUACAAUGCAUAGCUUUGCAAUGGUAAUAAUGAUUAAUUUGAGUUUUACAAUCAUCUCUCCAUUUCUCUGUAGAAAAAGAGAAAACUGUCUUAAGGCCAGCCAAGAGCAUGGAUUCCUUGAGCUCAAUGCCCUAUCAGCAUGAAGGUACUCCUCCUUCCUUGUUUACCCACUCUUUAUUGAUUCCUUGUUUAAUGUAUAGAUUUAGGUUAAUAUGUUUGUAGAGUAAUCCAUGGAUGAAAUGAAUGUAUGCUGUUAAAGCUAAGGCAUACUUACAUUUCUGUGUUCAGUAGUACUAUAGGCUUACACUUAUGACAGUUUCAUCUGUAGACUAAUGUGACUGUUUACCAUACCUUACAGGUUCCAGUCAACGACCCCCUUCCACUGUCAUGUCCCCCCUGGCUCAGCCCUCUCCUUGUCCCCAAGGUGGUGUGGAUGGAGGGGCAUCCAGUAGUGGUAGGGAUGUGGGCAGCGGAUAUGCUGUGACCUUCCGGAGGGGUCAGGGGGCUAGUGUGAGUGUAGUGAGCGGGAGCGGGGGAACAACGGGCACAUACAGUCGACUGGACAGUCACUGUGGUGGGGGCAACAGGACUGAGGCUCUGCAACCCCCAUCCAGAUCCCCAGGACUCUCCAGCAAAGCGGACCGGCGGGCAGGGAUACACAUCUCCGGACCUUUCUCAGUCACCGUCCCCCUUCACAUCACAUCAGGCCUGGCCUUUGGGGUGCUGCAGGGUGGUGGAGCAGACAGGGGCAACCAUAGAGGAGGAGAGGAGAGUGGAGAUAAGGGAGAGGGUGGGGAGGGUGAGAGACAGAAGGGAAGGGAGGGUGGGUAGACAGAAGGGAAGGGAGGGUGGGAGACAAAAGGGAAGGGAGGGGGAAAGGCACAUCCGAGUAGGAAGUUGUGGGGGAGGACGAGACUGACAGAGUCAAGAGAAGAGAUGAAGAGGAGGAUGAUAAAGUUGAAGGAAAAGAAGAAAGAGGAAAAGAGGAGGAAGCGAAUGGGGACUGUGUCUCUAAGCUGUCAGAGGAGAGGGGUGAAGAGAGUCGGGGUGAGGGUGUAGGAGAGGAUGCAGUAAAGCCUGAAAAUGAUGAGGAAGAGGAGGAUGAAGAAGGAGAACACAUGGGUAUGUCUGAUCAUUCAUGUAUUUUAACGAUCAUAAUACAAUUGUCCAAUAAGGGAAGUAAAGCCAUGAUUGUAGUAGGAUUAUUGAUCCUGUUUGGGUUGAGUUUUCCACACUUUUGUGGAAAUUGAAUUAUUGACAAUUGGUGAUUUAACAAUAUAAGUUGGAUAGGACUUUUGUGUUAAGCUGUAACAUCUACAUAUAAUUGUCAGAAAUCAAAGGCUCUGUGCAGACUGCCCUGGAUGCCCCAGAUAUGUCAGGUGUCAGAAAUGAGGCAGUUGCCACAGAUGUGCCGUACCCGCCGACAAUGGUGGAGGACAAUGCACAAGUCCAGGACUGUCCACUAGACUUUCAGGAUACUUUUGGAUUCCUGGACCUCAUGGACAGCAGUGCCUCCACCAAGGUGUGUGUGUGUGUGUGUGUGUGUGUGUGCACGUGCACGUGUGUGUUUAAUCAUUUAGUCAUGAUCCUAACCUCUCUUCUCCAUCCUCUUUCCUCCCAGAUGUUCCAGGCGUUCUCAGUGGAGCCUCAUCAUGGGGAAGAUGAGUAUGAGGACGAGGUGGAGCAGAGAUCCCCUGGACUCUCACAUGACAGACCAGACUCUGUCACACAGCCACCUGUAGACACACAGAUACAAAUACAGACAGGCUGCCAAACAGAGACACAUACACUGAGGCAGACACAAACACCCACACACAGACCUCUAAGCUUUGAUCAAUAUGGGCGAGCCAACAAGUCAAUGAGUCUGCCUUACAUGCCCAGGCCCUUCCUGCCUGCUCUGUCCUCUUCCUCUGAAGAAGAGGAUGAUGACGACGAAGAUGAUGAUUACGACAGAGAAGAUGAGGGGGACGAUGAUGACAUGUUCUGUAAAAGUCUACCGUCUAGUUUGGUGUUCAACAGACUGACAUGGAGUGGGCCUCAGACUGAUGUGGAGAAGGGUUUGUCCCUCCCUGCUAAGCCCGCACAACAAUUGGACAGUGCUUCUGAUGACAGACCAAUUCCUAUGGACCUAUCACAGAGUUCUGAGGCCAGAAUGCCUCCUGUGCACUUGGACAUUGAUUCCCCUGAUUGCUGUGACCCACCAGAAGAGGUCUUGAGACAUAGCAAGGCUGAAGAAGAGAAUAGACUGGAAGCGAUGGAACUGGUGGAGGAGGAGGAUGCAGGACAGGAUCCAGACAACCAGGAGAACGACCAGGCAGACACCCCGACGAAUACAUGCACAGAAAGGUAAGCAGAGGUGGGUUAUGAAGUGAAUCAAAGUCAAGAACAGUAUAUCAAAAUAAAGGUACAUGAUAAAUGUUACCUGUCAUCAUAGAUCUGAUGUGUCUUACUCUUCACCUUACAGCACUGAGAUACAAGAAAGUUGUCACUCGGUUGAAACCAGCAUGAUGGAGGAAGAGGAAACACCAGGUGACCUUGAGAGGGGCCUCGCUUCAGCAUACUCAUCAACUGACUGUGAGGAGGCCUCACUGCAGACCACUGCAGACAAAGAGGGAGAGGACACUAGAGUUCACCAGCAGCUCGGAGACGAGGAGGAGGACCUGAAGAGUCACUGUGGUGAAGAAGGUAUGAAUUCAGAGGGUUACAAUGGCGACACUGUGAACGAAGCCGAGAAAGCAGAUUCACAAGAGCAUUUACUCACUGCCUGUCAUAUAGUUUCCUGUGCUGAAGAGCCAAAGAACAUAAUCAAUGAGCGAUCAGAGGAAGUUUCAGCAGGGGGCGCAAUGGAGCAGCCUAAAAAUAGCACUGAGAGGGAGAGAGAGGGAAAGAAGGAAGAUGGAGAGGAGAAGAAGGUAGAGGAAGAGAUGGAGGAAAGAGAAGAUAGAAAUGGGGGAGAAUUUAACAAACAAGAAGGAGAGGUAACAAGAACUGAGAGAGAGGAAGAUAUGGACAAAGGAGAGGAGAGAGAUGUAUUAAAGGAGAUGGAAGAAACAGAGGGGGAGGACAUUGAAGUGGAGGCGAAGGAACAAAGAGGAAUGAUUGAAGAAGAGGAAAGGAUAGCAGGUGAGGAAGGGAAAGUAGGAGAAGAGGACAUAGAGCAGGAAGAGGUCAUUUAUGAAGAGAUGAUGAGCAUAGUAGCCAGGGAUGACAUGAUGGAAAGUGGAGAGAGGAAGGGUAGGGAAGGGGAGACUGAGGAAAGUAAAGUUAAGGAGGAGGUGAUAGAAACCAAAGAGGGGGAGAGGAUUAGAGUACAGCAGAAAGAGACAAUGAAAGAGAUAAAGGAAGGAGAGAGUAAGGCAAGUGAAGAGAUGAGUGCAAAAGAAGAGACGAAGCGAGAGGAGGAAGGAGUGGAUACCAUGGGAGAGACUGAGGAAGAGGCAGCUGAAGAGGGGAUGGAAAAUAUGUUGAUUGAUAAUGAGAAGCAGAAACAGCACCUAGAGGCACAGCAUGUUUUAGAGAGAAGAAAAAGAGAUAUAGAUCUGAUAAAGGAUGUUGAGGGAGAUGAGGAGGGAGAUAAAGAGAUGGAAGAGGGAGGUGUAAUCAGGGACGAAGAAGGAGAUAGUAUACUUGUGGUCCAACAGGAGACAGAAGAACGUGAAUCAACAGGGCCAGAUAAGGAGAACGAAGAGAGGGAGAAUGGAGAGACAAAAGAGCAACUACAGACACCAACAAUAAUAGAGGAAAGAGAAGAAGAACUGAAAGAGGUCCAGAUAAACAGCAAAGAACUGAAUGAGGGACAGAAGGAAGGGAGAGGUAGUAAAGUGGGUUCUGAAAAGGGGGUGGGGAGAGUGCUGGUCAGGUCUAAACAACAAACACCCCCUAAAGUGUAUCAAGCAAGAUCAGUGCCAAUGGUACCACCCAAGCCACAUCAAUGCCAAAUAACUGCACUGAACCUCAGACAACAGCAGCAGAGGGAGAGGAGAGAGGCAGACAGAGACAGGGGGAAAGGAAAGAUACACAGGGCUUUGGGACAGCAAGAUAAAGAGAGAAAGUUGGAAGGGAAGCCAGAGCAUGGCAAAGUCUGCGAGACAGAACAAGGGUGGAAUGAGAAAGGGGAAGAUGAGGACAGAGGCGAAAGGGAGUGGCAGGCACAGUGGGGAGGGGAGAGGAGGAGAGAUGUGUAUGAGGGGGGAAUGAGAGACAUGAUGAAGAACAGUCCAAUAAGUAUGUGUUUUGAUGAAGCUGUUGCCAUGGGAAUCAAGAGAGGGAGAGAGAAAGAGGGCAGUGAGAGGGAGAAACAGAAAGAGUGA
Messenger RNA from Coregonus sp. 'balchen', 17315 nucleotides. The record is from the annotation of a GenBank genome assembly. NCBI's taxonomy places the organism in Eukaryota, Metazoa, Chordata, Actinopteri, Salmoniformes, Salmonidae.